Pelodiscus sinensis (Chinese soft-shelled turtle) is the source of this 2672-nucleotide messenger RNA. NCBI's taxonomy places the organism in Eukaryota, Metazoa, Chordata, Testudines, Trionychidae. The record is from RefSeq and is a predicted model, not a curated record.
UCUUACAAACCCUGUAAAUGAGGGCCAGGACUGAUCCCCACUGAAAUGCCCUCCCCAGCUGACUGCACUGCCCUACAUAAGGAUUGAGCCUUCCCUUCAAAACAGAGACUCAUCAUCUCCUGAAUAAGGAUUGAUUAAUUCCCCCAGCCUCCAAUAAGUAUAAAAUAUCUCCUGCACAGAGACUGGGAAAACCCAUCCCAAGAGUCAAUACUGGUUUUGUAAACAGGGUAGAGUUUCCAAGGAGAAAGAAAUAGUGAGCUGGGCUGGCCGUUGAACCAAACUGCAACAAAUUGCAGAGAAAGUUGCAGAAAUCAAAGACUUGGAGACAAUAUAAGCAGGCCAGAAGGAAUAACAGGACCCGAGGAAGAAUGUAAAACAUAAGAACAGCCAUACUAGGUCAGACCAAAGGGGACCUGGAGGUUUUUUAGAAGGAACUGAAAGCAGAGAUGAGAUCCAUUCGGUUUAAAUACAAAUUCUGCUGGAACAAAAAUUACAAAGGACUUGGACCAGUGUUCUCAAUGAGCUGUGUGCUUGUGCAGCCAUGUAGGAGAAAUUCCAGUAUCACCCAGCUGAUUAGCAAAGCAUCCACAGUUAGGUUUUGUGUUUCUGUUAGUGGUGUACAUUCACACAUGCAUUGAUGCACAUAAAAAUGUAUUCUGCACAUGAAUGGAAAAAAUUCACAUAUAGAAGGAAAGGAUUAGAGGGAAUAUUGAUGUGGACAGAUUUUGAAACCUGUAUACAGCAUGCCCAGUCAAGACUGGCAAACAGAAUAAAGGAGAUGAUGGACACUUGAUUACUGUGGACUAAAUACAUUUUCAGAAUAUGGGAAAUAAUCAGAAAAUUCUGACUAAUUUGGAACUUGUUAGAGUAAGGGAUGACCUGCAGGAAGGAAGUAAAGAGCUAGAAAAUUAGAUAGAGAAGAAAUUUCAGGUGUUGCAGAUGAUUGUGGAAGCCAGCUUCUGGGAUGAGGAAGCACACCAGCCAGAGCAUUUGGGCAAGACAGGAUAUUUACAAUUUUUUUACCCCAUUUGUAUACCACGGUAGCCCAGUUAGCAAGAAUCAAAUGGUCCCAGUUCAAGUAAUACAAAAGCCAAUACAAAAAAUACAAUAGUGACCACUGAGGGAAAAAAUUCUUGGGAGGCUUAUUUGGCUAACUUUAACAUUGUAUCUCAAAUGAUGGGGAGAUUAAAAGAGAGGUGCUUUUAAUAGCUAAUCAGAUCUGAUGAUGCUCCAGAAAAAUACUAAGUUACCAAGAGAUGUCAGAAGCAGUUUGGAGCCAGCCAUCCACAUAAUCUAACCAGGGCACAGCUAAGGACAAGGAGAAGAAAGGAACAAGAUAUGCAGUCUUAACUAGCAGAGGACCAGAUGAGAUGGUUGUCUGGCAAAUCCAGAUAUCAGCAGGGGAUAAAAUGGAAAUGGUCCAUUGAUGCUUAACUAGACGUGGUCUGACUAAUUAAGAUCACCAAAAAGAAACCAAGGACACUGUUUAAUGGUAUUUGUCAAAGCACUGAAAUCCUCCCAAGCAACAGCCAAGCAGAAAAGAAAGCAGUUGCCAGUUAGAAUGACUGAACCAGGCUGACAUCAGCCCUCAGACCAUGCCUUCCAUCAGCAGUGACCGGGCUGCCCUGUGCGCCGGCUGCGGGGGAAAGAUCUCCGACCGCUAUUACCUCCUGGCAGUGGAUAAGCAGUGGCACAUGCGCUGCCUGAAGUGCUGUGAAUGUAAACUCAACCUGGAGUCCGAGCUCACCUGCUUCAGCAAGGACGGCAGCAUCUACUGCAAGGAGGAUUACUACAGGCGGUUCUCGGUGCAGAGAUGUGCGAGGUGUCACCUGGGGAUCUCCGCCUCCGAAAUGGUCAUGAGGGCCAGGGAUUUGGUAUAUCACUUGAACUGCUUUACUUGCACCACUUGCAGCAAGAUGCUGACCACCGGCGACCACUUUGGCAUGAAGGACAAUCUGGUGUACUGCCGCCUCCACUUCGAGACUCUCAUCCAGGGGGAGUACCAGGUGCAUUUCAAUCACUCGGAUGUAGCGGCUGGGAAGGGCCCAGCACUGGCAGCGGGCUCUGCCAAUACUUUGGGACUGCCUUAUUACAACGGCGUGGGGACUGUCCAGAAGGGGAGACCCAGAAAAAGGAAGAGCCCAGGGCCUGGGGCAGAUCUGGCAGCUUACAAUGCAGCUUUAAGUUGCAAUGAAAAUGAUGGUGACCACCUGGACAGAGACCAGCAAUACCCCAGUAAUCAAAAAACAAAGCGCAUGAGGACAUCGUUCAAACACCACCAGUUGCGGACAAUGAAGUCUUAUUUUGCUAUUAACCACAAUCCUGAUGCCAAGGACUUGAAACAGCUAGCUCAGAAAACUGGCCUGACCAAAAGAGUUCUUCAGGUUUGGUUUCAAAAUGCCCGAGCCAAAUUCAGACGGAACCUCUUACGUCAAGAAAACACAGGAGUGGAUAAGACUUCAGAUUCCACACUCCAAGCAGGAACCCCAUCAGGACCCGCCUCAGAAAUAUCCAAUGCCUCCAUGAGUCCAUCUAGCACUCCCACUACUUUAACAGACUUGACUAACCCUACCAUGCCUACUGUGACAGCUGUCUUGACGUCAGUGCCCGGAAGUCUUGAGGUUCAUGAAUCUCGAAGUCCUUCACAGACAACUCUCACAAAUCUUUUCUGA